Peniophora sp. CBMAI 1063 is the source of this 1371-nucleotide messenger RNA. The record is from the annotation of a GenBank genome assembly. NCBI's taxonomy places the organism in Eukaryota, Fungi, Basidiomycota, Agaricomycetes, Russulales, Peniophoraceae.
AUGCAUUUCUCACCCACAUUCCAACUGCUCGCGGCUGCGCUGCUCGUCGAGGGUACACCUGUCAUCCAGCAGGUCGACCGCCGCCAGGUCACCUCGGCGCUGGCCUCGGCUACUUCUGCGAUUGGCUCCGCCGUCGUCUCCGCCGUGUCUGCCGAGUUCACUUCCGUCACCGGAUCCGCGGCUUCGACCUCGAGCUCGUCGAUGAGUUCCGACACCACCUCCAGCUUGUCUUCGAGCAUGACUUCGGCAGCUGCGAACAUGACCUCGUCGAUGGCGACGACGACGAGCAGCCCCUCGUUCUCGAUCGUGACGCCCACGUCCGGCCCCAAGCCGACCCUCAUCAAGCCCAGCGGUGGUCAGGGUUUCAACUCGACUCCCACGUACCAGGCGAAGAGCGACUAUGACUACCAGAGUCUGAACUUGGGUCUUCACCAGGAGCUCAUCGAGCUUGACCUGUUCCACCACGGCCUGGCGCUCUUCAGCGCCGAUGACUUCCAGAACGCCGGCAUCGGCCCGGAGGAGCAGUAUCUUCUUCAGUUCAUGGCGGAGCAAGAGGAGGGCCACGCGCAGCUCGUUGCCAACAUGAUGGGAUUCGAGGGUAACUGGACUGGCCCUGAGCCAACAUACCAAUGCCAGUACAACUACCCGAACUUCACCUCCGUCCGCGACUUCAUCGAGUUCUCGCGUCUCAUCACGCGUUUCGGUGAGGGCGGUACGAUCGGGUUCCUCGGGCACAUGGACGCGCAGGACUCGGCGUCGCUCAUCAACGACGCUAUUCAGACGGAAGGUCGCCAACAGAUGGUCUUCCGUCAGUUCUCCGGUCUGUUCCCUAUGCCCUUCUGGUUCACGACGAGCAUCACUCAGAGCAUGCAGUGGACGCUUCUCGCGCCCUACAUCGCUUCUUGCCCUGCCUCUUCGCCCGAGGUCGAGUGGACCGCGUUCCCGACGCUCGAGAUCGACAACAACCCCAACUGGCCCGACCUCAACAACCAAGCCGCGAUCUCUAAGAAUGAGACGAUGGUCACCUAUCCUGGCCGUCAGGUCAACUUCACCUGGCACGACGCCGGCGAGAAGACCGGCUGGAACGCGUCGUACGAGACGAAGUCGUACGCCGACGGCAAGCCGAAGUAUGUCGCCUGGAUCAGCCAGCUCAACACGACGUACACGCCUUUGACUGUCAACAACGGCUCGAACAACACGGGUUACACCAUUCAGCCGUUCGACUCGGUCUAUGGCGCUGGCACGACUCCGUUGCUUAACGGCACGGUGUACUGCUUGAUCACAGAUGCUGCUAUUCCCGUCACGCCGUACAACUUGUCGCUCAUUGAGGGCCAUGUCCUUGCUGGCCCCGCGCUCUACAACAUCGGCUAA